This is a messenger RNA of Effrenium voratum, 5931 nucleotides long. The record is from the annotation of a GenBank genome assembly. Lineage: Eukaryota; Dinophyceae; Suessiales; Symbiodiniaceae.
AUGGAGCCGUCGGCAGCCGAGAAGCCGGAGGCUGCCGGAUAUGCGGCGGACGCGGGCGCGGCCGCGCCGGCCGCGGGGGCCGUGCCCGCGUUCAACCCGGAGCUGGUGAAGGAAGCCAUGGAAGCGGUGGCACAGGCCACGGCAGCGACCGAAGAGAAGCCCCAGGAGAAGUUCGAAGACUUGGAGCUGAGGGCCAGCUUGGCGAAGCUGAGCGAGGGCCCACCGGAAGGGCUGCGCCAGGAGCUCGCCAACGCCGCCAAGAUCCUGCGGCGCUUGUCGGAGGACGUGAGCAACGUGAAGCUGCACGCCAUGCGCCGGGACGUGCUGGAGCGGACCGUGGGGGAGGGCCUCUUCUUCACCUUCGAGGCUGCCGGCUUCAAGGAGCGGGUGAGCGACAACGGGCCGGUGCUGCAGUGGCAGGGCCCGGACCACGUGAAGGCCCUGAAGGAGGUGCUGGCAGAGGUGCAGCGGGCGGCGGAUUUGCUGCUGGACCCCGAGCAGAUGGGCUUUGACCUGGUCUCGGAGAUGGUGGCCACAGGCCGAUGCCUGCCCGGCAUCCUGGAGGUGAACGACAAGGUAGCUGAGCCCAUCGUGCCCAAGGAGUCUCAGCUCCCGCGGCCCAAGAAGCCCUGGGCCCUUAGCCUGAACGAGGGCCUUUUCAACCAACUUCCAGCGAGCCUGGAGCUCAUGUACAUCGAAGCGGUGGGUCCCAUCAUAGAGAGGUGUUUCUUUUUGCGGCACUCCGGAGAUGCCUGUGUUCACCGCAGCAGCGAGCUGGGCCUGUGGCCUUUCGGACUAUGGCCGCCUUUUGCCCAGCUGAAGGCGAUGGCGAAGCGGGAGUCUUGGAUGGGCAGCGGCGUCCUGGUACGCUGGCGGAAAGAGGGCGGCUUCGGCUUCAUCAAGCCUUCGGACGGUAGCGGGGACCUCUUCUGCCACGUGAGCCAACUUCGCCAGGUGGAAGGCACCAUCAAGGAAGGCGACCGAGUACGCUACACCGUGACCCAGGAUGGCCUCUCUGGGAAGCGGAUGGCAGGAAACGUCGUCCUGGACCUCUCCCGUGGCCGGAGAUCCAGCCCAAGCAGCAGCCGCAGUAGUAGCCGCAGCCGCAGCAGGCAGAAGAAGAGCCGAGGCAAGAGCCGCAAGAGGAGGAAAGACAGGAGCAGCAGAGACAGCUCCAAAGAAAAGGAGAAAGAGACCGAUGCUGAAGAAGCAGAGGUCAAAGAAAAGAAGGCAAAGGAUAAAGAGAAGGUGAAAAAGAAAGAUAAGGAGCAUGAGAAGGAGAAGGAGAAGGAGAAAGACAAAGAGAAAGACAAAGAGAAGGAGAAGGAGAAAACAAAGGACAAAGAGAAAGACAAGGACAAAGAAAAAGACAAGGAGAAGAAAGACAAGAAAAACAAGGAGGACAAAGAGGAGAAGGAGAAAGAAAAGGAGAAGGACAAGUCUAAAAAGGACAAAAAGAAGGAAAAGACCCGCGGAGCUGAGGCGUCCGCAUCCGGGGCGGAGCGCCGGUGCUCCGGUGUGGGUGGCGGCCGUUGCUUGGGCUCCAAGAUGGACGACUUGGGCCUCACUGCGCAGCCCAAGGCAAUCGGUGAACACGGCGAGCUGCGCUACAACAUGAUUGGUGAUUCACUUGCUGGCAUCAUCCACAAGAAGCCCAAGGAGGGUGGCAUCUCCGCAGUGGGUGGCACUGGCUCGAUCUACACCUUCUAUGGUCCUGAAGAGCCGAAGUUCAAGACCCUGACAGAGAAUUUCCUGAAGAGGGACUUGGAGCACGUCAUGCCUUCCUUGGGCUUGUCCGAGGAGCCCGUUCCACUCUGGUGGACUACCGACUUUAUCCUGUCCUCACCCGUGGGUACUCCAACAGACCAGGAGAAGUGGAUCGUGGGCGAGUUCAACUGCUCCUGCGUCGGUAUCUCCAAGUGCUUGCCUGCCUACUGCAAGGAGGACACGCCCAAGGCGUGCUACACGGACAUCCCCGCGGAGGACUUGAAGGAAGCCCAGCGGUACGGGGACCUCAUGGGCCAAAAGGCACUGGGGAUUUUGUCGAAGAGUGGUCCGGUCGACGUGUCUUCCAUCAAGAAGGUCGCCAAAGACAACUUGGGCCUGCGCCCGCAGCCCUCCAAGCCAUUCUACAAGACUGCGCUAGCACAGAUCUAUGUCCGCAGCCAGCCGUUCGGCGGGUCGGACAAGAGCUCGAACGGCCACCGCUACGAUUCCAUCCCCUUUGCCAACGGCAUGAUCAGCUCCGGCAUGAGCUGCCAACUCAUCCACUACACACAUGAGGAGCAUGACAAGUUCUUCGAGGUUUGCAAGAACUUCAAUGCCAUAAUCGUGCGGUGCAACCCGGGACAGAUCAAGGCGGAUGGCGGCGACCAGGGAAAGUUCGACAAUGGCAUGAGGGUUAUGCGCAAGCUGGGCAUCCAAGUGUGGCCUUCCCCCGAUGUCAUGGAGUUCAUGGGCGCCAAGGAUGCCUUGUGCAAGGUGGCGCACUUGAACAUUGGCUUGGAGGACACCUUGGCGUACUACUCGCCCGAGGAGUUUGCCGCUGGCUUUAAGAAGACCAUGGCUUUCCAGCCGCGAGUGAUCAAGCAGAACCGAGGCUCGUCCGGCGAGGGCAUUUGGAUCGUGAAGUUGAAGAAGGGCAACUACUGCAAGACCUACGGCGAGCGUUCCUGCACAGAUGAUGAGGUGCUGGACAUGAUGGAAGCCAACGACAACCAUGCCGAGGAGCACACCGUGGCAGAGUUUGUCGAGUUCUGUGUGAGCGGCCGCACGGCUAAGUCCGGCACAUGGACGUCCAAGGGAGUCGGCAAGUACUUGGAGGGUGGCAAGGCAGCCGGCGGACAGCUUGUGGAUCAGCGCUUUUGCCCACGUAUCGUUGAGGGCGAGCUGCGCUACAACAUGAUUGGUGAUUCACUUGCUGGCAUCAUCCACAAGAAGCCCAAGGAGGGUGGCAUCUCCGCAGUGGGUGGCACUGGCUCGAUCUACACCUUCUAUGGUCCUGAAGAGCCGAAGUUCAAGACCCUGACGGAGAAUUUCCUGAAGAGGGACUUGGAGCACGUCAUGCCUUCCUUGGGCUUGUCCGAGGAGCCCGUUCCACUCUGGUGGACCACGGACUUCAUCCUUGCCUCGCCGGUGGGUACGCCAACGGACCAGGAGAAGUGGAUCGUGGGUGAGUUCAACUGCUCAUGCGUCGGCAUCUCCAAGUGCCUGGCAGCUUACUGCAAGGACGACACGCCCAACGCUUGCUUCUUUGACAUCACUCCGGAGGAUUUGAAGGAGGCCCAGGGCUACGGGGACAUGAUGGGCGUCAAGGCAAAAGGCAUCCUCGACAAAAUGCAGGCGCCCGUUGACGUGUCAAGCCUCACCAAAGUUGCCAAGGACAACUUGGGCUUGAGGGCGCAGCCGCAAAAUCCCAAGUACAAGAUGGCCCUCGCGCAGAUCUAUGUACGCAGCCAGCCCUACGGGGGCUCGGACAAGAGCUGCAACGGGCACCGCUACGACACCAUCCCCUUUGCCAAUGGCAUGAUCAGCGCUGGCAUGAGCUGCCAGCUCAUCCACUACGUCCAUCAAGAGCACGACAAGUUCUUCGACGUGUGCCAGAAUUUUGAUGCAAUCAUCGUUCGUUGCAACCCGGGGCAGAUCAAGGCGGAUGGCGGCGACCAGGCCAAGUUUGAUGACGGCAUGCGAGGUAUGCGCAAGCUGGGCAUUCAGGUGUGGCCUUCUCCCGAUGUCAUGGAGUUCAUGGGCGCCAAGGAUGCCUUGUGCAAGGUGGCGCACUUGAACAUUGGCUUGGAGGACACCUUGGCUUACUACUCGCCAGAGGAGUUUGCCGCUGGCUUCAAGAAGACCAUGGCAUUCCAGCCACGAGUGAUCAAGCAGAACCGAGGCUCGUCAGGAGAAGGCAUUUGGAUCGUGAAGUUGAAGAAGGGCAACUACUGCAAAACCUACGGCGAGCGUUCCUGCACAGACGAUGAGGUGCUGGACAUGAUGGAAGCCAACGACAACCAUGCCGAGGAGCACACCGUGGCAGAGUUUGUCGAGUUCUGUGUGAACGGCCGCACGGCUAAGUCCGGCACAUGGACGUCCAAGGGAGUCGGCAAGUACUUGGAGGGUGGAAAGGCUGCCGGCGGACAGCUUGUGGAUCAGCGCUUUUGCCCACGUAUUGUUGAGGGCGAACUGCGCUACAACAUGAUCUGCGAUACGCUGGCUGGCAUCAUCCACAAGAAGCCCAAGGAGGGUGGCAUCUCCGCAGUGGGUGGCACUGGCUCGAUCUACACCUUCUAUGGUCCUGAAGAGCCGAAGUUCAAGACCCUGACGGAGAAUUUCCUGAAGAGGGACUUGGAGCACGUCAUGCCUUCCUUGAACUUGUCCAAUGAGCCCAUCCCGCUGUGGUGGACUACUGACUUCAUCCUUGCCUCGCCCGUGGGUACUCCAACGGACCAGGAGAAGUGGAUCGUGGGUGAGUUCAACUGCUCCUGCGUUGGCAUCUCCAAGUGCCUGGCAGCCUACUGCAAGGAUGACACCCCGAAGGCCUGCUUCGAGGACAUUGCGCAGGAGGAUCUGAAGGAGGCGGAGCGAUACGGGGACCUCAUGGGCGUAAAGGCCCUGAGCAUCCUGGAGACUGCGCGGGCGCCGGUGAGUGUGGCAUCCAUCACCAAGGUGGCCAAGGACGAUCUGGGAUUGCUGCCUCAGCCCAAGAAGCCCCUCUACAAGAUGGCCUUAGCGCAGAUCUAUGUGCGCAGCCAGCCGUACGGCGGAUCUGACAAAAGCUCCAACGGGCACCGAUACGACACCAUCCCCUUUGCCAAUGGCAUGAUCAGCGCUGGCAUGAGCUGCCAGCUCAUCCACUAUGUCCAUCAAGAGCACGACAAGUUCUUCGACGUGUGCAAGAAUUUUGAUGCAAUCAUCGUUCGGUGCAACCCGGGCCAAAUCAAGGCGGAUGGCGGCGACCAGGCCAAGUUUGAUGAAGGCAUGCGAGGUAUGCGCAAGCUGGGCAUUCAGGUGUGGCCUUCUCCCGAUGUCAUGGAGUUCAUGGGCGCCAAGGAUGCCUUGUGCAAGGUGGCGCACUUGAACAUUGGCUUGGAGGACACCUUGGCUUACUACUCGCCCGAGGAGUUUGCCGCUGGCUUCAAGAAGACCAUGGCAUUCCAGCCACGAGUGAUCAAGCAGAACCGAGGCUCGUCAGGAGAAGGCAUUUGGAUCGUGAAGUUGAAGAAGGGCAACUACUGCAAGACCUACGGCGAGCGUUCCUGCACAGAUGAUGAGGUGCUGGACAUGAUGGAAGCCAACGACAACCAUGCCGAGGAGCACACCGUGGCAGAGUUUGUCGAGUUCUGUGUGAACGGCCGCACGGCUAAGUCCGGCACAUGGACGUCCAAGGGAGUCGGCAAGUACUUGGAGGGUGGAAAGGCUGCCGGCGGACAGCUUGUGGAUCAGCGCUUUUGCCCACGUAUUGUUGAGGGCGAGCUGCGCUACAACAUGAUCUGCGAUACGCUGGCUGGCAUCAUCCACAAGAAGCCCAAGGAGGGUGGCAUCUCCGCAGUGGGUGGCACUGGCUCGAUCUACACCUUUUAUGGUCCUGAAGAGCCGAAGUUCAAGACCCUGACGGAGAAUUUCCUGAAGAGGGACUUGGAGCACGUCAUGCCUUCCUUGGGCUUGUCCGAGGAGCCCGUUCCACUGUGGUGGACCACGGACUUCAUCCUUGCCUCGCCCGUGGGUACCCCGGCAGACCAGGAGAAGUGGAUCGUGGGUGAGUUCAACUGCUCCUGCGUCGGCAUCUCCAAGUGCCUGGCAGCCUACUGCAAGGAUGACACCCCCAAUGCGUCCUAUUACGACAUCUCCACGGAGGACCUCAAGGAGGCUGAGGGCUAUGGCACUAUCAUGGGCCAGAAGGGCCUUGGCAUUUUGGAGAAGACUUUCCCUUUCUAA